AUGUCCGACACAGCAGCAGUAGCCCGGCCGAUAAAGCCACAACGGCGGUCCUCGCCCGUUAAGAACGGCUACCUCAUCCUCUACAACUUCGUCUCCGCCGUCGCCUGGGCCACCGUCCUCGGCCGUACCGUCGCCCUCUUUGCCCUCCGUGGCCCGCACUUUGUCCACCUCGGGGUGGGCGACUGGACGAGGUGGACGCAGACCAUGGCCGCGAUGGAGGUUCUUCACGCGCUGCUCGGCGUCGUCCGGGCCCCCGUCUUCACGACCGUAAUGCAGGUCCUCAGCCGCUUCGUCCUUGUCUGGGGCGUCGUCUACCCCUUCCCCUCCCUCGCCCGCAGCCCCUGGUACUCGUCCAUGCUACUAGCCUGGAGCGUCACCGAGGUCAUUCGCUACUCGUACUUUGCCCUGACCCUCAGCGGCCUCCAGCCCAAAGCCCUGACCUGGCUGCGCUACAAUACUUUCUUCGUACUAUACCCCGUCGGCAUCACGAGCGAGUGCGUGCUCAUCUACUACGCCGCCGAGCCCGCCAGACAGUUUGGGGAGCUCUUCCCAUAUGUCUCGUAUGCUAUUCUUGCCAUCUACGUUCCUGGAUCAUACAUCCUGUACACGUACAUGAUGAAGCAAAGGAGCAAAGUCAUGCGCAACUUGAAGGCCGAGGAGGCGGGCCGCUCCAAGACGCAAUAA
Colletotrichum orchidophilum is the source of this 684-nucleotide messenger RNA. Its product is annotated as protein tyrosine phosphatase-like protein. Lineage: Eukaryota; Fungi; Ascomycota; Sordariomycetes; Glomerellales; Glomerellaceae. Gene Ontology annotation, cellular component: endoplasmic reticulum membrane. The coding region runs from base 1 to 684 and encodes 227 amino acids. The transcript has 3 exons. Gene Ontology annotation, molecular function: 3-hydroxyacyl-CoA dehydratase activity. Gene Ontology annotation, biological process: very long-chain fatty acid biosynthetic process; fatty acid elongation; sphingolipid biosynthetic process. The record is from RefSeq and is a predicted model, not a curated record.